Molecule: messenger RNA, 1044 nt
Organism: Neocloeon triangulifer
Lineage: Eukaryota; Metazoa; Arthropoda; Insecta; Ephemeroptera; Baetidae
Product: influenza virus NS1A-binding protein-like
Exons: 5
Coding region: 1-1044 (347 amino acids)
Molecular function (GO): protein binding
Source: RefSeq, a predicted model, not a curated record
AUGAACCAAGACGAGGGGCUAAAUUGCAAUCCUGUGCAACACCUUGAAUUCUACAACAUCAAUUUAAAUGCUUGGUGCAAAGUUAAUGGGUUUGAUAUGCCCUCGCCGCGAAGCUUUUUUGCCGGCGAGAUUCUGGAUGAGUGCAAGUUGCACCUUUUUGGCGGAUUCAAUGGAGAGGAAUUUUCACUAAAGUGCCAAAAAUUUGACUUGAUGUCCGGGGAGUGGAGUGAUUUGCCACAAAUGGCAAAGGAGAGGGUUGACAGGUGUUAUGCUUCCGCUACAGAGAUGGAUGGUGAGAUUUACGUUUCGGGAGGACAUCACAAGCGCGCGCAAAACAAAGCAAGAUCGGUGGAAAAAUUCAACCCUGUCGUAAAUGCAUGGAGCCAAGUUCCCAAUUUGACAAGCGCCCGUUGCGAGGCUGCGUUAGUCAAUUUAAAUGGGUGUUUAUACGUGAUUGGAGGGUUCGAUGGCGUUGCCGUGCUGAGCAGCGUUGAAAAAUUGGAACCAGACUCUCGAUGGACUUUCAGCGCUCGCAUGAUCCGACAGCGCAGUGGACUGGGCGCCGUGGCCCUUCCUGGUUGCAUUUUGGUGUUUGGCGGCCACGACGGUUUCCAAAGGUUGGCCGAUGGAGAAAAAUUCAACCCAGAUUCGGAGACGUGGACGUUGCUGGCACCCAUGGUGCAGGCAAGAAGCAAUUUUGGCAUUGCCAGCAUCGGACGGCUCGUCUUUGCUGUUGGAGGUUAUGGCGGUCCGGAACCGGGCCAACCUUUAGCCGAGGUUGAAGCAUACGACCCAAGUAUAGAUAAAUGGUUCCCAGUGGAGAAGAUGUUGAGCCCACGCUCAGGAUUGAUCGCUUGCGUUGCUGACAAUCUGCAACUUGCUCUAAAGGUUUGGGGCACUGAAGAGAGAAAAGGCUGCGUUUUGCUUACAAGCUCUUUAGAAAAGGAUUCGCACCAACAAGAACACGCCGGUGGUCUCUCAACACCUAUGCUAGAUCCUUUACCAAACGGUUGGCUGCAAAAUAACACUAACGAAAAUGCUUAA